This is a messenger RNA of Cajanus cajan (pigeon pea), 1398 nucleotides long. The record is from RefSeq and is a predicted model, not a curated record. Lineage: Eukaryota; Viridiplantae; Streptophyta; Magnoliopsida; Fabales; Fabaceae.
AUGGCUGGGGGAGUUGGUGCCGGUUCUUCUACGCCUUCUCAGGGCAAGGCGCGUGGCAAGGCAGUGGCUACCGGGAAGGAGUUCUUCCGGGUUGCCCUUGUGGGUAUUGACCCCCUGGAGGACGAGGUGUUCCACUUCGGCGGCUUGCCAAAAUUUACUUUUUACUGGUGUCCCGAACCGUCUAGGUUUCACGGUUUGGGUAACCUGAAGGUGACGGCCUCGGAGGCAGCUGCCAUUGAAAACCUUGCUGCGCUCCCUCGCCCGUUGGAUUGCAAGCUCAUUCUAUCGCUUGCGAAUUCGCCCUACAGGGAGAGGGGCCUAGAGAGCAUUAUGGGGAAGAACUUGUGGCGCGAGCUUAAGCACCGCUACAACGCUACUGAGCUCGAGGUUCUCGAGCCUCCGGAGGAGGAUGUUGCCCCCUCUGAAGGUGCCGAGGAGGUGACCUCCAAGGCCAUUGAUGCUGAUGCGGCGGAUCUCACUGAGAGUCCACCGUCUAAAGAGGCUCCCCCAGUGGGGACUGGGGAGGCGGCCCAGGCUGCUGAGCCUACCACGCGGGUCACCGAUGCCGGGGUGGCCGUCACUGAGGCAGGAAAUGCUUCCGGGAUGGCGACCUCCAGCGCUGGGCCAGUCGCUCUCGCCGUCGAAGAAGUGGCCCCAGCCACCGAGCGGGCCUCCCAUGUUGUUGCGGCGAGGUCGGAGGUUCCCAUUGUGGCCUCCCUGGAUGCCGAGCAGGGGACGCCGGUUUCCGCCUUCGUUGAGGCUCGCGGAGGGGGCCCGAGUUGUGAGGCUCCCCCGUCCACUGCUGCAGCCUCGGCGCCGCCUUCGGGCUCAUCACAAGGGGCUUCCCGGAGCCGAUACUUGCCUUUCGAAAGUGCGGUUGGACCACGGGGCGACCUUGCGAGGGCGCAGAAGUCUCUCGAGAUCGCCUUGCGGUCUAACGAGACUUAUGCAUCUCAGGUGGGGGAGCUGCAGGAGCUCUUCGCCUUCUCUCGAGGCCGUGCUCGAUCCUUAGAAGAUGAGGUAACGUCUUCUCGUGGCCAGGUGCGGGCUCUAGAAGAUGUUGUGACCUCCCUCAAAGGGGAGUUGGCGGCAGCGGCUGGGGAGCGCCUUCGCAACGAGGUCGUUCUUGGUGGCCGGGAAGACGAGAUCGCCUCCUUGAGGGCGGAGCUGGCGGAACUGACGGCGGAGAAAGCGGCCGUGGAGGGGAGGCUCGCAGAGGUCGAGCGCUCCGUGGUGGUGGAGCAUAAAAGGGGCUUUCAGAAGGCCGCUCGCCAGGCACGGCUCCUCGCUCCCGGGUUUGAUUUUUCCUCCAUGCAUGUGGAGAAAGUCAUCCGCUUUGGCAAGCUUGUCAAGGAAGACGACGUCGAGGACAGCUCCAGCGAGGACGCCUGUGCGUAG